Molecule: messenger RNA, 3435 nt
Organism: Camelina sativa (false flax)
Lineage: Eukaryota; Viridiplantae; Streptophyta; Magnoliopsida; Brassicales; Brassicaceae
Source: RefSeq, a predicted model, not a curated record
UUUGUAUCUACUAAUGUUGGAACAUUGUUUGGUGGCGCUAUCUCCACCGUCUUCCCUCGGAGAUUUGAGAAUGUGAGUAAUAUCCGACAAGUUCCAGAUCAUCAGGAAGUGUUUGUCGAUCCUUCAAGAGAUGAGAGCUUGAUAUUUGAGUUGUUGGAUUUCAAGAAUGAGGUUGGUGAUAUUGGCAGUGCUUCUUGGUUCCUUAAUGAUCUUGCGCGUGAGCAAGAUGCUGAAGGAUUUCAGUUGAUUGAACAAUCAGAGGUCAUUGAGGCGCCUGGACUGUCGUACAGAAACAUCCCUGCUGUUGCAACAACUGCUAUUGGAGAGAUGGCUAUAUCCAAAGGAAGACAGGGAAGAGAAGCACAAAACCUAGUGAGGGUAUAUGUGGCAAAUCUGCGUCUUAAGGGAGUUGAUACAGAUGUCUUAGUGACUGCCUAUGAACCUAUACUGAUGUCCCACAAACGUUAAAUUUUGACCAUGUUCCCUGAAGCGAAAAGCAUAUAUAAUUAUGAGUAUUAGUCACAAAGAAGAAGUAAGAGUUCUUAAUGAAAAGAUAAGUUGCUUAAUGAAAAGAUAAGUUGCUUAAUAUAAUUAUUUGGACUGGACCACGAUCCACUUGAGUUCUUACUGGUUUUGUUCCCUCGGUAUAGGAUGCAGUUCAAGGCUCUAUGGGACAUGAACUCUAGUGUGGCUGCAGCCUACAACAGCCUACAGGUAAUCACUGUCUAGCUUGUUUUAAAGUUUAUACCAAACCCUGUGACACACCUAGAAGCUUUGAAAGAUAAUUUAAAAAUAUAUUUAGUAAUUAGUAAAUACUAACUAGAUAUUAGAAGAUUUAGUCGUUUAGCUUUUGUAUAAAAGCUGAAAACCCUAGAUAGUUUAGCAUAAUUCAUUGAUUUGCUUGACAAAACACACGAUUUCAUCGAGACACGCGACUUCAUCACGACUUCAUCGAGACACACCAAACCCUGUGACACACGACUCCAGUCCUCAAAGUCUAUUGUGAUGGAUUCAAAUGAUUCUUAUGAUCUGAGAUCAAUAGACUUAGAGUCUCAAAGAGUAAUUGAUGCUGCAAACGCUGAAGAAGAACAGAAUAUGUUUGAUGGAGCAAAGCCAUCUACAAGUCGUAAGAGAGCAUCAAUUCAUAUUGAUGACGAUGAUGUUGAACAGGAGAAAGGAAAGACAACAUCAACACAACCGAAGAAGAGAAAGCAGAAUAAGUUUGAUGGAGAUCAAUCCUCUAAAUCUGGUAAAAGGGCUGCAAUUGAUAUCGAUGAUGAUGAUGAUGAUCUACAUGAUAAUGUCAAAGGAGAUAAAGGAAAAGGGAAAGCAACAUCAACAGAACCAACAAAGAGAAAGCAGUAUGCAGAUUGCUGGGAGCAUUUUUUAGUGGUUAAGAAGACUAUUAAUGGAAAACUUCAAGAGAGAGCCGAAUGCAAGCACUGCAAGAGGGAUUAUGCCUACAAUUCACACAAGAACGGUACACAUUCUUAUAAUCGUCAUAUGGAAUCAUGUAAGGUUCGACUUAGUAAUGCUGAUAUUAGUAAAGUGAUGCUCAACUCUGAGGUAAGAUUACAAGAUAGGAAGAUAGAUCAUAUGGUUUUUCGUGAAAUGGUAGCUAAGUGUAUCAUUCAACAUGAUCUCCCAUUUGCCUAUGUUGAAUAUGAGAGAGUUAGAUCAGUUUGGAAGUAUUUGAACGCAUAUGUGAAGUUUAUAAGCAGGAACACAACUGCAGCAGACAUUUACAAGUUAUAUGAGACUGAGACAGAGAAUUUAAAGAGAGAAUUAGCUAACCUUCCAGGGAGGAUUAGCUUCACUUCUGAUUUGUGGACUGCAAUCACUCAUGAGGGCUACAUGUGUCUAACAGCACACUAUGUUGACAGGAACUGGAAAUUAAAUAGCAAUAUUAUUGCGUUCUAAGCGUUUCCGCCUCCAUAUUCAGGUAUGCACAUAGCAAUGGAGAUUUUGGAGAAGUGGAAGAAUUAUGGAAUUGAAAAAAAAGUGUUUUCCAUCACGUUAGAUAAUGCUAAUAACAAUGACACAACACAAGAGAUUCUGAAAUCUCAGCUUAUGUUGCGGAAUGAUUUGUUGUGUGGAGGAGACUACUUUCAUGUGCGAUGCGCAGCACAUAUUCUUAACAUCAUUGUUCAGAUUGGCCUGACAAAUAUAGGUGAUACAUUGGAAAAGAUUAGAGAGAGUAUCAAAUAUGUUGAAGCUUCUGAAAAACGUGAAAUAUUGUUUGCAAAGUGUGUUGAAGCGGUUGGUCUACAGUUGAAAGCGGGCUUGAUUAUGGAUGUUAAAACUAGAUGGAACUCAACAUACAAGAUGCUUGAUAGGGCUCUCAAGUAUCGAGCUGCCUUUGGUAAUCUCAAAGUCAUUGAUGGGAGAAACUACAAGUUUCACCCUACAGAAGCUGAAUGGCACCGAUUGAAGCAGAUUUGUGAGUUUUUGGAGCCUUUUGAUGAAAUCACUAAUCUGAUCUCAGGUUCAACAUAUCCAACUUCAAACUUGUAUUUCAUGCAAGUUUGGAAGAUCAACAAUUGGUUGAUAUCGAAUUCACAGAAUCAAGAUGAAGACAUCAUAAGUAUGAUUGUUCCAAUGAGAGAAAGGUUUGAUAAGUAUUGGGAAGAGGUUAGUGAUGUCUUUGCAAUGACUACAGUGUUUGAUCCAAGGUUGAAGCUAACACUGGUCAAUUAUUGUUUUGAAAAGAACGACAAGGGUUCUGCUGAGAUAAAGAUUAAACAUUUGCGUGGUAAGCUUGCUACUCUUUUUGAAUCUUAUGAGAAUAAGUCCAUUUUCACAUCAUCUUCUACAGAGACACGUGAAACUAAUCAUCAAACUGAUGAGAAUGAAGGAAAAAAAAGGAGUUUUGGCAACUAUGAUGAUUUUAUUAACUUCCGCAAAAAAACUGUUGUUACUAGUGGAAAGUCUUCUUUGGAAAUGUAUCUAGAUGAUCCGCCGAUAGACAUGAUAGAGUAUGAGAGUUUGGAUAUUUUAAAAUAUUGGAAAGAUAACUCUCAGCGGUAUGGAGAACUGGCGUCAAUGGCUUGCGACCUCCUUAGUAUACCAAUCACAACAGUAGCAUCUGAAUCUUCUUUUAGUAUUGGAGCUCGAGUUUUGAACAAGUACAGAAGCCGUCUUCUCCCAAAGAAUGUUCAAGCACUAAUAUGCUGCCGCAAUUGGUUAAAAGGUUUUGAAGCCUAUGAAAAUGAGGAGGAUGAAGAAUUUGAUGAAGAUGAGACAUUACCUUCUUUCCAAUCAAUUGUUGAUGAUGAAGCUUGAUUUGGUUAAAGAGACAUCUUUACCUUGAAAUUUUUAUUUUCAGCUUUCCAUUUCAUUUUAAUACUUUGGUUUAAUGUUUCAGUUUAAUACAUUGGUUUUUUGUUUCUGCUUACUAUUUAUCUGAUUUAAAUUUCAGUUUAAACAUAUUCAUUA